AUGUCCAGAAUCAACUUCAUUUCUAGCAUCACCAGCCAAUCCACCACACCAAUCAGUCCACCACUCAUGUCCAGGCGGUCGAAAGUGUUAGUGGUAGACUGGGAUGAGACCAUCACAGUCAAGGAUACCACGCUGAUGGUGGCAGACGUGGCCUAUAGCCGCAAUCGGAACUUGCCGCACUUCUCAACCUACUCAAAGAUUUACAUGAAUGCGUUGGCAGCAUACAAUAUGCGAUGCAACGCAGACCACGACGCCAACCGUCCUUUACAGCAAGAAAUCGACUACCAGAAGGGCUUGAAAGACGUGGAAUUGUCCUCAAUUUCGGCGCUAGUUCAAGAUGGUUUUUUUCGCAACUUAACCCCAGCAGAUUUUUCCGAGAGAGCUUCCAAAGUCGAUCUAAAGCCCGGAUUCGUGGAAUUUGCAAAAAGAAUCAGCCAAUCGAAAACUCCAAUUUACAUCCUAAGUAUUAACUGGUGCAAAACCAUGAUCGAAGCGACGUUGCGGCUUCAUGGUUUGCAAGGUUGCGUGGUCUUGGCCAAUGACUUCGAAGUUGACGAAUUUGGAUUAACUACAGGCCGGUUUACCAAGCCUGAAAUCCGGACUGGUUAUGAUAAAAUGAUGGAAUUGAAUAGAAUCCGCCAAAUGCACCCAGACACUAAUAUUGUAUAUAUCGGAGAUAGUCGCGGAGAUAUCUUGCCGAUGAGAGUUGCAGACACUGGUGUAAUUAUUGCUGGAGGUAGAGCGAGGUCAUAUUUCGCCAGUGUUCCGCCGGUUAAGGCAAUAGGCAGUUUGCAGGCAGGAAUAUGUGAAGGAGAUUGGGUAGAAAUAGAUCUGGUUUGGUAG
This is a messenger RNA of Sungouiella intermedia, 843 nucleotides long. The record is from the annotation of a GenBank genome assembly. NCBI's taxonomy places the organism in Eukaryota, Fungi, Ascomycota, Pichiomycetes, Serinales, Metschnikowiaceae.